AAAAAUGCUAUAGUAGGCUAGACAUGGCAGAUGCAUGUUACAUAAGAAUUCCCAUUACUGCCAAAGUGUAAUAGCCUACUUCACUAAUACUGCCCAGCCAUGGUUUACUGAAUUAUUAUUAUUAUUUAAUGUGCCUAUAAUAUUGUACCUGAAAUAAUACAUAGGCUACUUUAAUUGAAUUGCUAUUUGCUGGUAACCAAAUGUGUGGUUACGUUGGCAGACUUGAUGUUAUAGAACAAAAACAUACAAUUACAUUGCAAGGGUUGAACACCAUUUGAAGUAGCCUAUAGGCCUAUAUUUAUUUCUCACAAAAAUUAUAUUUAUCUUGCUAUGAUAUCACCCUCACUAACUUGUAUCAGCAGGGAAUCUGUUGUACCCAACAAAUAUCACUACAUCUAGAAUCCUACAGGGGAGAGCCUUAUCAGUAAAUUGCCAGCAAUGAUAGUAAUCCAAUGGUGUAGGCUACUUGUGAUUCAAGGAUAACUGUAUUAGGACUCAAGACAGUAGACAGACAGUAUUCAAAUUAAGUCUCUAAUCUCUUUCAAUACUCUUUUUAAAGUCUAUUUAAAUAGGAAUUCAUUACGGUUUACAAAAUAACAUUCCUAUUGUAAAGAAUAUGGUAAUAUAUAAUACACAAUAACCCAUAUCUAUCAAUUAAUCACUAACAUGUAAGCUGUGGCGAUGGCACACCAUUUGGACUGUUUUACUUAUUUCCCCCUAACUCUUUGCUAUGUCGGUUUUGAAUUACAGACCCUGGUUGCUGUGGAAACGCCAGCGAAACCCAGAGUUAAUGUUAGAGUGAGAGAAGACAAGGCAGGACCAUAGAGAAGAAUGGCAGAUAAAGACUUCAGCACAACACUGGCUUACACCCAAAGUCCGAAGGUGUCGAGGAGAACAACUUUUCAGGAUGAGCUGGAGGCGGCUGUUUCUGCUAGAGCAAGUAAAAAGAAGACUGACCAAUACUCCUAUUCAGAUGACUUUGAUGAAGAUGGUGAUGAAGAUGAUGUGUUGAAAGAACUUCUCAAUUCAAGAAAAAAGAGAAUCGAUGCCUUCAAGGCGGGAAAGAAGAAAGCCAAGAUCAACGACUUCAACCUGUCAGACGACGAGGAGGAAAACGAAAGGCCGAAGAGAGUGUCAUUCAUGAAGAUGCGAAAGGCCACUUCCCCCUUACAAGAUUUGGCGACACCUGAUCCACACAAAAAUGAGCAAACAGACGGCUUCAUUGGAGGUAGCAGCGACCAGAAGGAUUCGGACUCCUUACCCUCAUUGCACUCUAAAAGCCCUCACCAAGACUACACAGAAUCCUCGGCGUCACAGAACAGUCAGUUGAAAUAUCCUCUUUCCCUACCCUCGCAACCAAGUCAAACAGAAUCCCCAUUACAACCAACUUCGGAGAACAACAGCCAUUGGGAUUCCCCCUUGCCCCUGCCAGCUAAUGGUGGUCUGUUGGAGAGCAAAGAAUCGGGGACUGGAGGAGAAGGAAAACCAGCUACUCCACAGCCAUUACAUAGACUUGUCAAAUGUGCAUCCUUGACAGACAGCGUUGUCGAGAAUGAGCCGCCCAGACCCAAACCCAGGCAGAGGGCCCUGAGGGUGAGCAGUCAAACCGAGGCGGAGCCUGUCGCCGUCGACAAGGAAACUCCUCCUAGCAGACCCCCCACCUCCUCUGUAUCCAUCUCCCUUUCCUCUACUGACCAGGGCGAAAUGGCCAGCACCCCUACCACUUCAUCCUCUAGCAAAACAACCGGCAGGAGUCAUAGUCCACACGGCCCUGAAGGAGACCACUCCAUCUCAUCUAAACUCCGCAAGUCAUCCUCUUCAGCCGUAGGUUGGCAGUCAGACUCCCUGUACAAAUCUACUGACGGCUCCUGGAGUAGAGAUGGACAUAUUUCAGAAGACAGCAAGGCAAAGGAUGGAAAAUACUCCACAUCGUUUGAAGAAUAUCAAGAUGAUUCAGAGGAUCACCCAGAUCAUAUAAGCAGACUCAGCCAUGUGACUGAGAAAUCUAUCGACACCAGGCCCUCAAGUUCUCUGACAAAAAGCUCCCGAAAGUCACAGAGUGUGUGUUCGUACACAGCAGAGUCCAAAUACUUGGGGUCGCUGAAAGUUCUGGAUCGUAAAGUGCAGCUAAAGGAAGCAGAGCCCGAAGCUGCAGAUUCUCUUAGGGCGGCCAUAUACCAGGAAUGGCUGAAAAAGAAAAGGGAGAAGUUCCAAGAGACAAUGCAAAUAAAGAAACGGGAACAAACGUUGAAGGAAGAGAAGAGGAAAAAGGAUGAGCAAGCUAAGAUUGACGACGCCAAGGCCUCUUAUGAGGCUUGGAAAGAAAAGAAAACAGAAGUAAUCAAAGCAAAAGUCAAAGAAAAGCAAGACGUGAUCAAAAAGAAGCAAAGAGAAAUUUAUGAACAAGAAGAGAAAAAGGAAUCAGCUAAAAAGGUUUUUGUAAAGUGGAAGCAGGGGCAUGAUGAACUUCUCAAAGAGAAAUACAGGAAACAGAAGGAGGUUGAAAAUAAACUAAAACAGAAGAAAGAAGAGAAGGAAGAGGAGAGAAAGAGAGAUUCCAUGUCUGCCAUUUCUAAUUGGAAUGAAAGGAAGAAGGAUGUUGUCCAUGAAAAAGUGAAAACGGAGCGUCGGAAAGAGAAGAUCAAAGAGGAGGAGGAGAGAUACGAAAAAGAAGAGAAGGAUAGGAUGGCCUUGGAGAUGUAUGAAAAAUGGCUGAGAAGGAAAGAACGCCAACAGACAAGACAGAGGAAGGAGAGACUGAUAGAAGCUAUUCUGCAAGACGAUCCACCUCCCCCUUGGAGUCCACCCAGUAAAACUGUGCCCUUUGGAAAAUAAUCCCUGCACAGCCUAUGGAUUUAUAUCGCUGACCCUAUUCAUAUUUAGAUUGUUGUAUGUUUUUAUCAUGACUGAAAUUGUGUUAUUUAUGAAAUUGUACAAAAUUCUAUAGAAUGAUUUUUGGAA
Molecule: messenger RNA, 2961 nt
Organism: Coregonus clupeaformis (lake whitefish)
Lineage: Eukaryota; Metazoa; Chordata; Actinopteri; Salmoniformes; Salmonidae
Gene: map9
Product: microtubule-associated protein 9
Exons: 14
Coding region: 832-2835 (667 amino acids)
Biological process (GO): regulation of mitotic cytokinesis; mitotic cytokinesis; mitotic spindle assembly
Cellular component (GO): astral microtubule
Molecular function (GO): microtubule binding
Source: RefSeq, a predicted model, not a curated record